Molecule: messenger RNA, 3413 nt
Organism: Mirounga angustirostris (Northern elephant seal)
Lineage: Eukaryota; Metazoa; Chordata; Mammalia; Carnivora; Phocidae
Gene: HEATR3
Product: HEAT repeat containing 3
Exons: 12
Coding region: 1273-2712 (479 amino acids)
Biological process (GO): ribosomal large subunit biogenesis; protein import into nucleus
Source: RefSeq, a predicted model, not a curated record
UCUCUCUCUGACAAAUAUAUAAGCUCUUAAAAAAGAAAAAGAAACAUAAGGGUUAGUGUGGCUGAACAUAGUAGAGGGUGGGUAUCAUAGGAGAUGAGGUUGGAGUGAUGUCCUCGAUAGUGUAGGGCUGAAGGACCUAUUGUGAGCAGGAGUGGCCUGAUGUAAUUUACCUUUUGAAAAGGCUCCUCUGAUGGCUGUACAGAGAAUGGACUGUAGAGGGGGCAAGAGUAGAAGUUAAUGGUUGCAGUUCUUGCAACUGUGUUACAUUACGCUUGAUUCAUUGAUUUAGCAAGUGUAUUUUGUGUGCCUUCUGUGCACUAGGCAAUGGGCUGGAUAGGCUGUGGGCAUGUGUUAGUGAACAAGACAGACAUAAUUUCUGUCCUUCAUGGAUCUUACAGUAUUGAGGGAGACGGGCAUUAACCAAAAUAAUCACACAAUUGUAUAAUUACAACCAGUGAUAAUUACAGAGGGUGCUAUGAGAGGAUAUAACUGGGGGCUCAGGGAAGAAAACCCUAAGGGAGGGAUGGGGAUUAGCCACAUGCUGGAGGAAAUUGCAUGUAGGAAGGCCUACCCUUUCCCUGAGGCUUACAUAUCCUGGGAGCUCCUGGAAGGUUGUGGGGACAUCUUCCAAUUCAUCUCCAUAUACUCAGUGCCUGGUACAGUGCUGUGCACUUAGAAGGCAAGCAAGCAGUGUCUUCCCAAUUAAAAUUCAGUUUCGCCAGAGUUCCUUCGGCCUCGCUGUCAUUCAGCCUCACCUUUGCUGCCCUUGAAGUCUUGAUCCCAAGAAAAUGUCCCUUCAUAUCAGAUCAUGCUGUGAUUUGUUCAUUAAGUAGGAAAAGUCUUCUCCCCUCUCCCUUCCCUGUUGUCAUGCACCUGUGUAUUGUCUCAGACUUCAAAAUUAAGUUGUUACGUGGAACCAGGAUCAGAACAGAUCUGAUGGAAAUCUGUGGAUUGGUUCUGUAGCAUCUUGCAGAAAUCAUAAGCAGUUUCAUCUGGAAAACAAGUAUGGGGAGAGAUUAAAUUUGACAGCUUAAAAGUGUUUUGUGACAUGUGCUCUGAGAAAGUAAAACAUUUUAAACUUUUUGUGUAGAAACCUCAGUGCUUGUGGAGGUUUUGAAGUUUGUGAUGACAUGGUGACUAAGGAUAUCAUGACCCCUCUGGUUGCACUGCUGAAAGAGUGUAGUGCUGGCCUGGAUUCAAAUGAGAUGUCUCCACAGGAAAAAAAAGAUCAGAACAGAAAUUCUAUUGAGAACAUAGCCAAUGAGGCCAUGAAUGUGCUGUGGAAUAUAUGCAUAUUGUUUGCAGACAGUGACCGAAGAUAACCCAGAGCUGCUGAAAUCUUUCAGUGCCCCAGCAUUGCAUGUACUGGAAUCAGCAAUGCUUUCUCCUGUCAGUUCCAUGGAGUACAUUCUAUUAAAGACAUUGGUGGCAGGCACCAUUUGGAACCUAAAGGACAUUAUUCCAUCCAAGAGUCAGGCGGAAAUCAUAAAUGCCAUACUGAAGAUCUUGUCUGACGUUCUGGACGUGGACGCUGGUGAGACGGUAAUUCGAAUGCAUGAAGCCGAAAAGCAGAGGUUAGAAGCUGCUGCAGAGACGGAGGACGUGCUGGAGAGCACCAGCCGUGGCUCUCUGAUGGAAGAUGAUGAAAUGGAAGAGAUCCCGCACAAAAGAAAAGUCAGAAGGAAAACCUUCAUUUCUGAUUUGCUUCCACCCACUGACAAGGAACUGAGAGAGACCAUAGCGUUGUUGACGGCUCAGCAGACUGCUCUGGAAAUUGUCGUCAACAUGUGCUGCAGUGAAGAUCCCUCUGAUGAUGAGUGGGAAGAGCUUUCUAGCAGUGAUGAGAGCGAUGCAUUUAUGGAGAAUUCCUUCAGUGAGUGCGGUGGGCAGCUGCUGUCUCCCCUUUGCCUCUCCCAUGAGGUUCACACCGCGUUCACCAACUACCUCAUCCCAAAGAAGAUUUUUGAGAAAACUGCCUUUCCAAACAGCACUGCAGUUGACAUAUGUUUUAGGAGUCCCACUUGGAAAUCUUUGGUCAGAAAAAUGAACACUAUUCAGUGCAGAGCCCUCGUGUGUCUCCAGAGUCUUGUAUCCCUCCUGGAUGUGGACCAUCUCGGGGGACCUGCAGCCCUGCAGACACUUGCACAACAUCUGUCCCAGCUGCUUUUUGCUCAGCCAGAUUUUGCUAAGCAUGUUGACUUUCUAGAAGCCAUAAGUAGUGCCUUGAGGGCCCUUUUGCAAACAAUGGCCUCCAAGAACAUUUCUCAGUGUAUGACUCCCAACCAGCUGAUGACACUAUGCACAGCCGGCAUUCAUAGUAGUAAUACUGGGGUUAGAGUAAAUGUUGUUAGUAUUUUAGGAAUCACGGGCAGCGUCCUUGCCAAAGAAGAUGGAACACUGGAAACUCUUAAGACCAUUGGGUGCUUUCUGCUUGAAGUUGCCACCAAAGAUCCCUCCCUUGUGGUGGCAGGAGAAGCCUUGGAUGCUCUCUUCGAUGUUUUUGCAGAUGGUAAAGAAGCUGAAAGGGCCUCAGUUCAGAUUAAAUUGUUACCUGCUCUGAAGGAAUUCCAGCCAGUCUUCAAAAUGAAGAUACGAAAAGAAGGGAGAGGUAAAUACAGUCCAGAUCAGCUGUGUGUUCUCGACAAUGUGAAGAUGAAUUUGAGAAGGUUUGUCGCUUAUCAAGAAACUGUUGAGAAAAGACUGACUACUUGAACCAUUGAGAGAGACCAGUUCUCGCCCCAAGUGUUCAAUGCUAAAGAGUACUAAAGUAUUUCCUUGGAGUGUAUGUGUUUCUAAAAGUCAUUUUUUAAAUCCCCGUAUCCUGUACAUUCAUUUGAAGUUUAUAAAAACUUCAAAACCUCUCAGAAACUCUUUUAAGCCGUGGGAUCUCUGUGGCAUUUCUAGUAUUCUCUAAAUUAUGUUUCCAGCAUGUUUUAAUCACUGGAAACAUGAAGAGUGGAAGAGUAGAAACAGAAAGGAAUCUCAGGUGGUUCUUCGUGAGCAGCAAAGAACCUCCCAAACAAUCAUGUUUUCCUUGAAUUUUGCAGGAAAGGAAAAUCCAAAGCAUUGCUUGGAUGCUCUUUUAAGCAAGUAUCAUUUUAUACGUGCUGCCAAAGCUAGCAAGCAUCAUUUUAUAUUAGCUAAAUCUCUAAACUGAAAUAUGAAAACAAGCUUUAUUAAAGUUUUUUGGUAUGAAGUAUACCAAUUACAUUUCCCCUUUGUGCAGAAGUGAAUGAGUUGAGUUUGUAUUCCACUAUUUAGUAGAAUAUUCUGAGGAAUUCGUGAGGUCAUUGUCAGCCUCCGUACAAACGGAGCUGAUCACUUACUGCUUUGUAACAGCACUCCAUGUUUAAUUUGAUGUGGAAUCAGAAUUAGAAGGAAAUAUUUUUUAAUAAAUAACUUUUUAAUUGCAA